CAAUGAUCAUUUCCGUGUCCCUCGUAAAUUAUUUCAUUAUAAAUGUUGUAACAAUUAAUUGUCACAUCAAUGAGACUCGAAACAUUGAAACAGUCACCAACAAACAAACAUCGAAGUUGAGAAAGAAACAAACAAAUAUUAUAUGUCAUCAUGUUCCCAGUUAAUUGUUAUCCAUUGAUUAUCAUUGUUGUCAUAUUUAAUUGUAUUGUUACAAUUGAAAGUCGUGCUUUCGAUCCAGAUCGAAGUUGUCAUCAACGUGGAUGCCAGGAAACCUCUCUCAAUGAGUGUUCUCGACGAGGCCAUUCGUGGGCAUCGUUCACCGCUCAAGGUGUUCAAACGUGUCUCUGUUGUUUUGAUGAGAAAGAUGCUCUUCAAGCCGCAGGUGUUAAUGAAGAUAAUGAGGUUGGACACUUUUUCGGUAACGUUUUAAGAGUCUGUGAGUCUCUUCAUGUGGACGAAGGACAUUGUCGAUCUCGAGAAUCUCGGGAUUGUAAUUUCAUUCCCGCUUUCAAAGGAACCAAUUACUUGGGCUGUUUCUAUUGUCGACCUCGAUGUGAUCAUGAAUCUGAUUGUCAAGAUCUUGGUCGAACUUGUGAUCUAAGUAAAAAUGGUCAACCAGUUCGUUCUUGUACUGGUACUGGUUCGGGUUAUAUUCCUGGUUUUGAUGAUCCAAGGGAAUACGAGACAGCAAUUAAGAAAAACUAUUUGAUUCAUUUGAAAAAUAAUCGCACAAAACCAGCUGAUUCACCAUCAACUCCACCACAUUCAACAACCUCCACCACCACCACAACCACAACAACAACAACAAUGUUACCAAUCACAUCAUUAAGACCUUUAUUAUCAAGUCAAUCAACAAAAAAUCAUCAUCAACCUCAAUCUAAGCCAACAUGUUAUCCAGGUAAGUCAGGAUCUACAGCAUCAUCUUUGUGUUCAUCAUCAUCACCUAGUCAAACACAACAAUCAAGUUUUGAUGAAAUCAAAACAUCAUCAGCUGAUUCAAGUUCAUUCAAAAAACCCUAUUCAAGUAUCAAAAAGAGGCCACAAUCCCAACAACCACAACCACAACAACACCAAGAAACAACACCAAGUAAAGUUAAUAACGAUGUGAAAUUUAAUCAACCUUUAAAAACAAAACCAUCUUAUAAACCAUAUCCAACAUUUCAACCAACAAAAACCCCUUCCUGGUCAUCAAUAACCCAACAACAACAACAACAACAACAGGUACAACCACAACAACCACAAGUUGAUCAAGAACCAUCAGAAUCUUCAUCGCUAACAGAUCACGACUCUGGUGCUGUUAAUGGUGAAUCAAUGAGUGUCAAUGAUGAUGAUGCUGCUAGUUGGGGUUCACCUUCAUCUCACACCUCAAAUUCAGAUGAGGAAUUUGAAUUGGGUCGAUCACCUCAUCCUCAUGGUAAACCCAACAUGGUACAUCCUGUUUCCGGUUCCCCUCCUUCACACAGAACCACAACAACCACAAUUAGUCCGAUAUUUAAACCAACUGAUUUAAAUGAGACUCUUUUUGUGGUUAAAAAUAAUCAUAGACAAAUUCAUGGUUAAUCAGAAAUCAACAAUUAACUAACUAAUAAUAACACAAAUCAAUCAAUCUAUUUAUUAUGAAAACAAUUAGUCAAUUAAUGUAAUAAAACAAAAUAUUUAAUAUUUAAUAAUAAACAAACUUAAACAAUCAA
This is a messenger RNA of Panonychus citri (citrus red mite), 1691 nucleotides long. Its product is annotated as probable serine/threonine-protein kinase samkC. The record is from RefSeq and is a predicted model, not a curated record. The coding region runs from base 151 to 1560 and encodes 469 amino acids. The transcript is spliced from 3 exons. NCBI's taxonomy places the organism in Eukaryota, Metazoa, Arthropoda, Arachnida, Trombidiformes, Tetranychidae.